Molecule: messenger RNA, 405 nt
Organism: Penicillium longicatenatum
Lineage: Eukaryota; Fungi; Ascomycota; Eurotiomycetes; Eurotiales; Aspergillaceae
Product: DUF952 domain-containing protein
Exons: 2
Coding region: 1-405 (134 amino acids)
Source: RefSeq, a predicted model, not a curated record
AUGGCAGCACUCGAUACUCAACCCCGUUACAUCUACAAGAUUGUUCCCUCCGCUGCACCAGUCAGCGAGCCCCUUCCUGAGCGCUUGCCGGUCAGCCAACUCGACCAAGAUUCGGGAUUUGUCCAUCUUUCGAUGGCGACUCAAGUUGCCAACACCCUCAAAUUUUUCUUCAAAGAUGAGCCGCUGGUGUACAUUCUACGUAUCGAUUACAGACGUGUGAUGCAAGAUGUCCGCUGGGAAUCUCCCGACGGCAAAGUGUGCGGUCCACGGCCCGGAGAAGGCUUGUUCCCCCACCUCUAUAAUGGCUUAAAACUGGGCAAGGACGAAGUCGAGAGUAUUGCCGUGUGGCAAAAUGAGGACGGGUGGGACAAAGCCAUUAACGGGGCUGAGGCAUGGCUCGUGUAG